Funneliformis geosporum is the source of this 636-nucleotide messenger RNA. The record is from the annotation of a GenBank genome assembly. Lineage: Eukaryota; Fungi; Glomeromycota; Glomeromycetes; Glomerales; Glomeraceae.
AUGAAUGUCGACAAAAUUGCUUCCUUAGUUUAUCUUGCUGAUAAUAGCAAAUCAAACGAUGAAAUUAAUUCAAAUGAUACUACAAACUUGGCAAAUAAUAAUCAAUGCAAUGACAACAAUUACAUUGUUGCACAUUCCCCAACGAUUCCUAAUAAGAUAUAUCUUUUACCACGGAAGCGUGCAAGGAAAGUUUCCAAAGGAAAAAAUCAUGCUCAAGACAACAAUUCUCAACAAGGUUUGCCAACAGAUAUAAUGAAUAUCCAGAGCGAUGAUUCACAAGAUUUGCAAACAGAUAAUAUGCAAAUCGACACUGUUUUACCUGAUUCGCAACCAGACGAUCAAUCUGAGUGGAAUAUUAAAAGUACAAUUAACAAAUCUAAAAGAGACCGGCCACGUACACUUCCUGAUUUUAUGAUCGAAAAACGUCCAAGGGUGGCUCUUACAAAUACGUCGGAAGACGAUUCGUUCUUUACAGACGAAGAUAUAAGAAAACGCCAAAGAGUCAAUUAUUCCCAAAAAUCUGCUCGAGCAUCAUCUACAGGCAAAAAAGCACCAUCAAUACGUUGUGAAUGUGGCAGGCCCGUCCAACCGACUAUAUCGGUGGAACAACUAUUAGCCAGAAAGUCGAAAAAGUAG